Messenger RNA from Dermacentor silvarum, 1899 nucleotides. Its product is annotated as beta-galactosidase. NCBI's taxonomy places the organism in Eukaryota, Metazoa, Arthropoda, Arachnida, Ixodida, Ixodidae. Gene Ontology annotation, cellular component: vacuole. The record is from RefSeq and is a predicted model, not a curated record. Gene Ontology annotation, biological process: carbohydrate metabolic process. Gene Ontology annotation, molecular function: beta-galactosidase activity.
AUGAGUCCGAAAAUUCAAAUGCUUGCUUCUGGUCGAAGGUCAUUCGUGAUCGACUACGAGAACAAUCGCUACCUGAAGGAUGGCGUGCCGAUACAGAUUGUGUCCGGGUCCAUCCAUUCAUUCCGUUCAUUCCCCCAGCAGUGGGACGACCGCCUGGCAACAAUGAGAGCUGCUGGACUCAACGCGAUACAAACCUAUGUUGAGUGGAGCAGCCACGAGCCUGAGGAGGGCCAGUUCAACUUUCAAGGACAACAGGACAUCGUUCGCUUCCUGAAGAUGGCGCAGAAGCAUGACCUGCUCGUUCUGCUUAGGCCUGGACCAUACAUAGAUUCCGAGAGGGACAUGGGCGGCCUUCCUUACUGGUUGCUGUCAACGAACCGUUCCAUAGGGCUAAGGACCAGCGACCCGCGCUACAUCGGUUAUGUACAUCGCUACUUUUCCAAGCUCCUCCCGCUCAUUCAGCCACUGCUAUAUGUCAACGGAGGACCUGUCAUUGCUGUUCAGGUGGAAAAUGAAUACGGCAGUUAUGCAGCGUGCGAUUACGUGUACACUGCAUAUCUGCGAGACAUGAUGCGCCGCUACUUAGGCGACGACGUCAUCCUCUACACGACAGACGGCGACGCUGAUGGUUACCUGAAAUGCGGAAAGCUUGAUGGCGCCUACACAACGGUGGACUUCGGCACAGGGAGUGACGUCGGUGAGGCUUUCGCUGUGCAGCGGCGGCACCAGGAACGGGGACCACUGGUGAACUCGGAGUACUACACGGGCUGGAUGGACCACUGGGCCGAGCCACACUCGGUCGUGAGCACGAGCGCUCUCGUUAGCCAACUGGACAAGAUGCUCAGCAUGAACGCCUCCGUCAAUAUGUACGUCUUCCACGGAGGCACGUCAUUUGGGUACAAGUCUGGAGCUAACGUGGAUGACCACUUCCAUCCAAUUCCCACCAGCUACGACUUUGACGCACCUAUAACUGAGGCCGGUGAUACAACGGACAAAUUCUACGCCAUACGGAAAACCAUCACGAAGUACCUUCCACUGCCACCGGGACCCGUUCCAAAGCCUAAACAGAAAAUGGCUCUUGGACCAUUCAAGCUCAGUCGGCUGUUCGGCCUAAGUGAGCUCCGAGAGAUGCUUUCAAACGCCACAAAGACGUCAGAACGCCCCCUGACGUUCGAGGAAAUCAGGCAGAGCCAAGCCCUGGUGCUGUACGAUACGUUCGUGUCGUUCCUGCCGCGCAACCCUGGAGCACUCGAGGUGCCUGGACUUCGGGACCGGGGAUACGUCUACGUAGACGACCUUUACCAAGGCGUUAUUUCCCGCAUGGACAACGUGUUCGACAUCAUGGUGUCGGUAACUAAAGGCCAGAGAUUGUCUUUGCUGGUCGAAAGCCAAGGAAGAAACGCCUACGGAGACCUCAACGAUGCAAAAGGAAUCAUUUCGGAUGUCACUCUUUCUGGAAUCGUGCUCACUCACUGGAACGUCACUCCCAUCGACGAACGGAAGGCACUGUCUGGAAACCUUGCGGUCAUUCCGCAGAAGAACCGCCACAUAUGCGGUGACGCUGGUUUUGCAGCGUAUGAGGCGAGGUUUCCCUUGACGUUGCCUUCGCCGCUGGACACCUUCCUAAGGCUGGACCACUGGAAGAAGGGUGCAGCCUUCUUGAACGGGUUCAACCUUGGCCGCUACUGGACGCCCAUGGGUCCUCAGAAGACCCUGUACGUGCCAUCCAUGCUCUUCGAAACUGAAAACGUUCUCAACAUUAUCGAACUCGAGCAAGCGCCAUGCUUGGGCCAGUCUACCGCGGAAUUCGUCGACACGCCAGAACUCAAUGCAACUGUACCUCUUUCUGUGCAUGCUGCAUUCCGAAAGCGAGGCAAAUAAAUAAGUUUCAACCGGGUA